Vitis vinifera (wine grape) is the source of this 1536-nucleotide messenger RNA. RefSeq names its product cytochrome P450 71A9. Gene Ontology annotation, molecular function: oxidoreductase activity, acting on paired donors, with incorporation or reduction of molecular oxygen; heme binding; iron ion binding. The record is from RefSeq and is a predicted model, not a curated record. Bases 1 to 1536 code for a protein of 511 amino acids. The transcript has 2 exons. Lineage: Eukaryota; Viridiplantae; Streptophyta; Magnoliopsida; Vitales; Vitaceae.
AUGGGCAUCUCCUCCUUCCAGGCUUCUCAUUCCAUGGUUUCUCAGUCUCUCUUGUUGCUCUUGUUGGUAAUUUUUUCUGCUCUUUUGUUGUUCCUUCUGUCGACCAAGCAGAAGAGGAAGAGUGUAGCAUCAAGAAGACUACCGCCGGGUCCUAAGAAGCUACCAUUAAUCGGGAACCUUCACCAACUCGGCAGCUUACCUCAUGUAGGCCUACAACGCCUUUCAAAUGAAUAUGGGCCGCUCAUGUACCUGAAACUAGGCUCAGUUCCAACUCUAGUAGUCUCAUCAGCUGAUAUGGCUAGAGAGAUUUUCAGAGAGCAUGAUCUUGUUUUUUCUAGCAGACCUGCGCCAUAUGCUGGGAAGAAGCUGAGUUACGGCUGCAACGAUGUAGUUUUUGCUCCAUAUGGUGAGUACUGGAGGGAGGUCAGAAAGAUUGUGAUCUUGGAACUACUGAGUGAGAAGAGGGUUCAAUCAUUCCAGGAAUUGAGGGAAGAAGAGGUGACACUUAUGCUUGAUGUUAUAACUCAUUCUUCGGGUCCUGUGUAUUUAAGUGAAUUGACGUUUUUUCUAUCCAAUAAUGUUAUAUGUCGAGUGGCUUUUGGUAAAAAGUUUGACGGUGGAGGAGAUGAUGGCACUGGGAGAUUUCCUGAUAUUCUUCAGGAAACACAGAACUUGCUUGGAGGAUUCUGUAUUGCAGACUUCUUUCCAUGGAUGGGGUGGUUCAACAAGUUGAAUGGCUUGGAUGCCAGGCUAGAGAAGAACUUCUUGGAACUGGACAAGAUCUAUGACAAAGUAAUAGAGGAGCACCUUGAUCCAGAAAGGCCUGAACCUGAGCAUGAAGAUCUUGUUGAUGUACUGAUUCGAGUUCAGAAGGAUCCAAAAAGGGCUGUAGAUCUCAGUAUUGAAAAAAUCAAGGGUGUUCUCACGGACAUGUUCAUUGCAGGGACUGAUACCUCUUCAGCCUCACUGGUAUGGACAAUGGCUGAGCUGAUUAGAAAUCCUUCUGUGAUGAGAAAAGCACAAGAAGAGGUGAGGAGCGCUGUCAGAGGAAAAUAUCAGGUGGAAGAAAGUGAUCUUUCGCAACUCAUCUACCUAAAGUUGGUGGUAAAAGAGUCACUGAGACUUCAUCCACCAGCCCCAUUACUAGUUCCUCGAAAAACCAACGAGGACUGCACGAUUAGAGGGUAUGAAGUUCCAGCAAAUACACAAGUGUUCGUGAAUGGAAAAUCGAUAGCAACUGACCCAAAUUAUUGGGAAAAUCCAAAUGAAUUUCAACCUGAAAGAUUUUUGGAUAGCGCCAUUGAUUUCAGAGGACAAAACUUCGAGCUUUUACCAUUUGGCGCUGGCAGGAGAGGGUGUCCUGCGGUUAACUUUGCCGUCCUGUUGAUCGAACUUGCGCUCGCAAACUUGCUGCAUCGUUUUGACUGGGAACUGGCUGAUGGGAUGAGAAGAGAAGAUUUGGAUAUGGAAGAAGCAAUUGGCAUAACAGUGCACAAAAAAAAUCCUCUCUACCUUCUAGCUACCCCUGCUAAUUGA